Molecule: messenger RNA, 992 nt
Organism: Triticum dicoccoides
Lineage: Eukaryota; Viridiplantae; Streptophyta; Magnoliopsida; Poales; Poaceae
Product: thioredoxin-like protein 4B
Exons: 4
Coding region: 161-565 (134 amino acids)
Biological process (GO): mRNA splicing, via spliceosome
Cellular component (GO): U4/U6 x U5 tri-snRNP complex; U5 snRNP; spliceosomal complex
Source: RefSeq, a predicted model, not a curated record
CUGAUACUAGCUGGGAACAGUUGGUUCAGUCUGAUUAAGUUCUUGGAGGGCCUUCUUAUGCACAUUAGUUUGUACAUGUAGGGUACUCCCUCGAUUAGGUGCUGGUUUCUACAUUGUUAAGUUGUAAGGUUUAUUAUUGAGAGGAAACUGUUGCUGCGUGAUGAACAUGCGCCGGAUGAAGCUAUGUGUUACUACCUUGUCUGAAGUCGAUUUCAAUUUUUUACUGUCGGGUUAUAGCGAGCUGGCAAAAUCUUCUUGGGACAUAUCCAAAUUUGCAACGGUAGCAUUAGUUGACAUGGAUUCUGAGGAGAUUCAGGUGUAUGUUGACUAUUUUGAUAUCACGUUGGUCCCAGCAAUCAUUUUUUUCUUCAACGCUCAUCACAUGAAAAUGGAUUCAGGGACACCUGAUCAUACAAAAUGGAUAGGCUCUUUCAGCAGCAAGCAAGACUUCAUUGAUGUAGUCGAGGCAGUGUUCAGGGGCGCGAUGAAAGGCAAACUGAUAGUGUCUUGCCCACUUCCACCAGAGAGGAUACCCAGAUUCCAGCUUCUUUUCAAGGAUGUGUAAUCACAAGAAGCACACAUUCUCAACAUAUGUAAUGGUCUUUUAGAUAAUGGAAGAGUUUCAUCCCCCCAUCCUCUGCAUACUUAUCCACGCAGCCAGACCUAAAGAAUAAACUGUUCAUGGUAAGCUAAAAAGGGUAUACUUGAGCCAGGUUCGUGCUAGCUGGUGCAUUCCUUUUUCCGUUUUUCUGCAACAUGAAUGAUCACAAGAGAUGGACUGCAGGCGGUGCUUGUUGAUGAACAAUCAAGAGUUGGCGUUUGCACUGGUUUGCAUCAACUAUGUUUCUCUAUGUUAUUUUUAUAGCAUAAUAAUACAGCAAUUGGUGUUUUGCCCUCUCUAGUCUGUUAGUUUGGUACAAGCCUGAUUAUAUUUUGUUUGUGAAGUGAUACUAUCAAUUAUCACAAUUGACAUGUGCAUGGCAUUCUCCCUA